This is a messenger RNA of Perognathus longimembris pacificus (Pacific pocket mouse), 1581 nucleotides long. It is a transcript of the gene Mrrf, whose product is annotated as mitochondrial ribosome recycling factor. The transcript is spliced from 7 exons. Bases 12 to 839 code for a protein of 275 amino acids. Gene Ontology annotation, biological process: translation. Gene Ontology annotation, cellular component: mitochondrion. The record is from RefSeq and is a predicted model, not a curated record. Gene Ontology annotation, molecular function: ribosomal large subunit binding. Lineage: Eukaryota; Metazoa; Chordata; Mammalia; Rodentia; Heteromyidae.
CCCAGGGCUUCAUGCAUGCAAGUGGAUAUUCACAAGGAUUGUCUUCAGUCAUGGCCUUGGGAUUAAAGUGUUUCCGCUUGACCCAUCCUGCCUUUUGCAAUUACUUUACAACUUUGACCAGACCCAUUUCAGAAAUCACAGUGAAGACAAUUAGUGGAAGACAACCUGGCCAUAGGCAGUACAUGGCCUAUACAGUUGUACCAGUUCGACAUUUUGCCACCAAGAAAGCCAAAGCCAAAGGGAAAGGACAGUCCCAAACCAGAGUAAACAUUAACACAGCCUUGGUUGAGGAUAUAAUCAACUUGGAAGAGGUAGAUGAAGAAAUGAAGUCUGUGAUGGAAGCACUCAAGGACAACUUCAAUAAGACCCUCAACAUAAGGACUUCACCAGGAUCCCUUGAUAAUAUUACUGUGGUAACUGCUGAUGGGAAACUUGCUUUAAACCAGAUUGGCCAGAUCUCCAUGAAGUCACCACAGUUGAUUUUGGUGAAUAUGGCCAGCUUUCCAGAGUGUACAGCUGCAGCUAUCAAGGCUAUAAGAGAAAGUGGAAUGAAUCUGAACCCAGAAGUGGAAGGGACGCUAAUUCGGGUUCCCAUUCCUAAAGUAAGCAGGGAACACAGGGAAAUGCUGGUGAAACUGGCCAAACAGAACACCAACAAGGCGAAAGACUCUUUACGGAGGGUACGCAGCAACGCAAUUAAUAAGCUGAAGAAAUCAAAGGACAAGACCUCAGAGGAUACCAUUAGAGUCAUAGAAAAGCAGAUCAGCCAAAUGGCCGAUGACACAGUCGCAGAGCUGGACAAGCAUCUGGCGGUGAAGACCAAAGAGCUCCUUGGAUGAAGGUCCAUCAGACCCCAGCCGCACACCAGAGCCAGGCCUCGGGUGGGUCCCCUCCCACUCCUUCCAUCCACACAGAAGGUUGUAGCUAUGUGGAGGCCCAGCCAUCCUUUGGGGUGCUGAAAUUCAUUCCUUCUCCCCCUCCUUCCCCUCAGCUCCACUGUUCUGCUAUGAGCCUUCUGGUGUGGAGAACGAGGGUGCCAGUGGUGAAGAGCCUUUCCUCAGGCAAUUGCCUUGUCUGUGACCAUUGACGGGGUAGCACAAAUGCUUCCUCAUUUCAGGAAUCUUCUUUUCAGUGAAUUGGGCCCUGUCUCUGUUUGGACUGAUGUGAGCCUGGAACCCCUUUGUUCAAGGCCCAUCUUCAUCAAAUCGUAAAAUCUAAAUAAAAUUUAAAAGUGACUACAAAGAAAAAGAUACAGUCUGAAUGGGUAAUCUCUAAAAACAAUCUGUAUAUAAAGCAAUGAUGUUUUCGCCUCUGGAUCAUCUUCACCUAUGUUCUGCUCUCUGUCUAGACCACUCUCUCUCCUCACCAUCCUGCCCUGUUCAGCUUGGAUGUCAUGUCUUUUUGGUCCCCUAACCUAGGCUGUCAUAGCUUAUUAGUGCUGUCUUUAUUUGAACCCCAGUCUGUUUCUUGGCCUCACACCUAGAGAGAGGAACACCUAGAGAGAGGAACAUGUUUAGGCAUUCAUUUAUUUGUAUUGUGAGUAAAUGGUGCAUAGUUGCUACUCAACAAAUAAUGGUUACU